AUGCCCAGGGAUGAUUGUUGUACAGGGAAUCCCCCUUCCAAGCCAGGUCGUUCCCUUUUGCGUGCGCCGGCUGAGCUUCUCCAGCGCCUCAUGCCUUCGUCUCGCUCAUUCUUUGGAACUACUUCGCGAGACUCUUUGCCACGUCAAGACGAGUUAUCUGACCAUAAGGGCUCAACUCAGCCAAUAUGUGGUGACGAUCGAGUUGCAAAUAAACUCCAGCUUCUCAGCCCGUUAGCUCCUAGGUUAAAUGACAGAAGUCAAGGGAGCGCGUUUGCUUCUCGAAUCGGGAGUGGAAGCGAGGGAAAAACAGUCUACGAAUCCUUUGAACCGUUGGGUCUCUCCUCCCAGCGAAUUCCAAUUGGCUCGGCUUCUGACGAGGAUGAAGAUAAAAAUUCUGUUUCGUCUCAAAUUCCUCGUGGCGGCUUGAAUGAUGCAACAGUCCAUGAAGCCAAUCGAACUGAAGAAGAUUCUCUGGCCACACAGCACCCUGCUACUCAGCCAUUGCAUGCAGUUGAGGGACCGUUUCCUCGGAAAAGACAGCGCGAGAGCGUGGAUACACAACCCAAGCUGGCUGAUGAUGAAAAUGCACGCCAAAAAUCGAAGGGGGACUCACCGUUGUUGAAGAGACAGCGAAUCGACAUUCCCCAGGCAACCUUGAAAGAACUCCCCGAAGUUGGAAAGCCAGCAGAGGAUAAAUCUGGUACAUCCCAUGCUGAAGCAAAGAGCACUAAGGCAGAUUAUGUCAAUCCAGAACCUGCCCCAAUUUGUUCGUCUCGGUCAAACAGGGUGAAUCCGUGGGAAGGGAUUGAAAUGAUAGCAUCAAAUGAGGUCUUUAUUCCAAAAGAUCAGGCGAACCUGCUCGAGGAAAAACUUUGGAUCCCACCUAUGCCGAAUGAGCAAAUGCCCCAAGGGCAUGUGCCUCCUUCGCUUUUGAGACAAUGGAACAGCAUUGCAGAGCGCAGGCAUCGACAAACAGAAGAAGCCAAGCCUAUACUAGAGCAGCCUCCUACUCCAACACAAGAUACCGUCAUGUCUUCUGAUAAUGAUGACUCUGGAUCCGAAGGGACCCCAAUCGAUUGGACGCCAACUCCAGAGAAAAGUCGCUUUGAGAAUCGCCUUCCAGAUAGCAGCCCCGUGAGACAAUCAAGCUUUAUCGGCAUUAAGCCGGUUCCGAGUCUUGGGUGGAAUGCUGCUCACCAAGCAAAUAAACAUGAUUAUCAGGGCGAUGCGACUGGUUUUAAAAAGGGAUUCAAUCGUCUAAUAAGACAUACUGAGGCAUCUCAGAGUGCCUCUGGGGAAUCGGCGGCUGAGGACCCUCGGUCCCUUGAAGGAAACGAUGCAGAUGCCGACAAGAUCAUGGCCUCAGUCGAAGCAUCCCUAAUUGAAUUUGGACAAGGCGAUGCUAACCUUGAUCAAUCAGAUCAUUCCCUGUCGCUCGAGGGUCAAGCAUCAUACCAAGCUCCAGAGUUGUCUGAGAAGUCACCCACACAGCUCAGCAGCCUGGAGUCUGCUAUCCAACCUAACCAGGACGAUUCGGGCGACGAAAGCGAUGAGUCAAUAAUGGACACUUCUGUGCCUUUGGGACUUGGCGAAAGCUGGCCAGAUCCGACACAAAGCACUCAGGUUGAGCGAGAUGCGGCAAGCUCAGGGGCUUCGCUCCCAGGAGCGAACGGGAAUCGUGUUCAAGUUGUAGAGACUCCUGCAAAUAACAAUGGUCGACUGCGCGGCAAUGAGCCAAGCAAUCAGGAAAGUGAACUCAGACCUCCCCAUACGCAAAUGCCUUCUUCUCAGGCCAAAAAAACAUCAUCGCCUUCGCGAGUCCUCAACACCUAUCCCUAUUAUGGAAGCUAUGAGAAAAGCCAAAUAUCAAACGAAGGACUCGAUCCAUCUUCUCAUCCCACAGGCGAUGGAUCACCUCGGAUUGAUGUCGAAGGGACCCAGACCCAAAACAGCAGCACGAAUGUGCCAUCACAGAAUACAACUCAAUCCCAAGAGAUCGUCCUUGAUUCCUCUGGUCCAGCUUAUCGCCACCAAAAUAUUCCCUGGUCAGGCCAACAAGCAACUGCUGAGCCUUUAUGUCUGCUUUUUGCGAGCUCCAACGAGCCAGCUUCGACACAGCUCAAUGAGCAAAAUCAGAGACCGAUGGAAGGGUAUAUCUCACCAGACGUACCUAUGAUUUCUUCGCAAGUUUCUACAACAGGUUGUUUCAACAUUCCCGUCCCUGAUCAGGACUACUCUCCAUCAAAAAGCCAAAGAAUUUUGCCACUUGACAAUGAGACUGUGAGCGAAAAAUCGACGGACACGCAAAAUACUCAAAACGCUGCUCUUGUAGCCAGACGUUUAGCACAUAUUGGCAACCCGGAGAAGGUUGCACAGGCCAAGGAAGUAUACAAGAGAUUUUGUGAUGACUACUCAGCAUAUACUGGGGACUUCGACCACUUCAUCGAGUUGUGUUCCAGGCUACAGGCAGUUCGAGCAGAUGGGAAGCUCCAGCGGUCAUUUUUGUGGGAUGAUUUCAUCAUCAUGCAUCUCCAGCAAUAUUCUUCACACAUUGAACAGCGUGUGUCCCAGGAUUCAACAACGCUAAUGUACGAAGAGUUCUUCCUUCUGAACUUCACACACCCGAUCCACAGAAAACGCAGCCUGGCAGCCCACAGUGUCGAAAUUGCGGCGUCACAAUUCAUUCCAACUGAAUUGGUACCCCUAAUUGCCAGCAGCCAAGUGCAGCUAGACCCGCCUGCUGCUCAAAAUGAAGUCACAGUAUCUUCAUUUGCGACAAAUCUGGCGGAAAAUCCCCCAAACUUGCAUGCCGAACCGAUCAAGGAAGUCACGCUGGGUAGCCUUCCUGAUACGGUCAGUCCUUACUUCGUUCCCUCUUCGCCGGUCGAUUCUGUUUCGAUCAAAGUGGAAGGGCUAGGCUCAAACUAUCAUGAUUCAAGAGAUGACCCAAUAUACUCUAUGGAAUCCGAUGAAACAAGGGAUGUCAAACCCACUCUUCACAGCUUGGAGCCGAGUUUCGAACAACCGCCAGACAAUCCUCACGACGUACGAAAUGAUGCAGAUGAUGAUCACGUAGGUGAAAUUGAAGAAACCGACCUAGAAGACACCUACCAUGAAACCGCUAGUGUCGAACUCGGUGACGAAAGCUUCUUGUCAACCCCACCGGCCUCCUCUUCACGAGCCCUUCCCAUACCAGUCAUGUCCCCUGAAGCGAAAUACGAGGACGAGAACUGGUUCGUCUCGUUACGGCAUAUUCGUCCCAAAGGCUCCGUGUGGUCCGACGACCACAACACACCGUUCAAGCGCUAUGCUGAGGCAGAUCAGAACGUAUUAACUGACCGUCUUCGGCGUGGGGGAGCAAAGAUUCUCCUCGAUGACAAGGGCGUGAUUCGCCGUGCGAUUCACCGUUGUUGA
Penicillium atrosanguineum is the source of this 3414-nucleotide messenger RNA. RefSeq lists its product as uncharacterized. The coding region runs from base 1 to 3414 and encodes 1137 amino acids. Lineage: Eukaryota; Fungi; Ascomycota; Eurotiomycetes; Eurotiales; Aspergillaceae. The transcript has a single exon. The record is from RefSeq and is a predicted model, not a curated record.